UGUUCUAGAGGCACAAAAGUCAAACACACAACCUGUCACUGGUGGAGAGGAAGGCAGUUUGUCAAGGACGUGCACUGUGGGCUUACAGAGGAACAGACAGGACCACAGGCAGACAGACAGGUGGUGUUGGUGUCAUGGCGUCAGUGGACAAAACCGGUUCGAGUGUCUCUGGUCGACUGAGAUCAGGGGAUCUGCUCCACGCUGGUCUGGCAGCUGUGCUGUUGCUCGGUGCAUGGAGUGUUGGUGGAUUGGAGGUUUCCACAGGUAAAGUUUCCUCAAUUGAAGCAAUGAAUGGCUCCACAGUUCUGCUGCCCUGCACUUACUCAUCUUGUAUUGGCAUCAAAGACCUCUACUUCAACUGGAAAUACAAUAACAACGGGACUCUUUUGAAGUUGUGUGAAGCAGAGAUUCCAACAGAAGAAGUCGAGCCAAAGGUCCAUGUUUUCCAUGAUCGCGUAGAGUUUGUUGGCUCCUCAAAGACAAACAACAUCUCUAUCUUGUUGUGGAACAUAACUUUCGAGGAUGAAGGGGAAUACAUCUGUUUUGCUAAAAACCCGAAAGAGAAGAACCGCAACCAUAGCGCAAUCUUCACCCUUUAUGUGGUCGACCAAAUGAAGGAGGUCGACAAUACAUUGACAGUCAUUAUUGUCUCAGUUCUGGGUGGAGUCCUCGGCUUAGUUAUCAUCCUCAUGGUGAUAAAGGCAGUGGUCCUUCAUUUCCUACGGAAUGGUAAUGAGAAGACUAAAGAGUGCCUGGUGAGCUCCUCAGGGAACGACAAUACAGAAAAUGGACUUACAGGAGCCAAAGCUGACAACAAAGGGACACCAAAGGCUUAAGUGAAAUGCAAAGAUUGUAUGUUUGUAAAUAUGUUAGAGUUAUAUAUGCUCAAACAAAAAGCUCUAAUCAGUGGACUGUUUUAUCUUACUAGGCUCUAAAUAAUGCAACUUCUAAAUAUCUACUUUAAAUCAUGCUUGAGAUUUGGAAAGUGUGGACUGUGCAAAAAGCUGGAUCACUCUGUAUUUGAUGAGAUAGCCCAUCAGCCACACAGUGUGCUGCCCGUUCUGUGAGUCUCAUCUGUAUCUUACUGAACCCCAAGGUUUAGUGGUCUGUCUGUAAUUAGGAACCACCUUCUCUAUUAUUUUUUACCAAUUACGUCUUAAAACAACCAUCUUUUCAUAUGUUUUAAAAUGUAUUUAUAGUACCACAUAUCCACAGAUAUCCUGGCCAGCCAGAUUGAUAAUGUGUAGCACUCUCUGCUCUGCACAUUAUCAAUCCGGGACUGCUCCCAUUUAAUCCGUUUGGAGAAAAGAUGGCCAUUGAGCAGAACUUAAAGUAGUGAUUGCAUGAAGCGACACCUAGUGCUCGCCUAGCAAAGAUUGGUGUUAACCAAUCACUGUAUCAAAGGAAGAUGUAAACAGCAGGCGGCCUUGGAAACCACAUAAAGGUAAGCUGGUCAAGGCACUUGUUGCUGUUCUACUAUCAAAGAAGAAAUCGUGGAUUCUUAUAAAAUAGAUGUGAUAGCAGCAGUUACGCAGCUGCGCAGCCAUGUAUAUGUUGGUUUGACUGUGGGCUCAGCCGCUAAGCUUUUGUCGCAGCUGUAUGUCCCGCCUUAAGCCACAAUACUGCAACAUGAUUGGCCCGAACCGUCUUUGGUUCAGCCACAAGUUGGAUUCUCGUGUGUUUGUGAACGCACAAAUACCGCGAGAAUUCGUCUUGCAGACAAGGUUAAUCCACAGACAUAUAUCAAGAAAUUCAUCCAACUAUUAAAUUCAAAUGCAUAUUUAGUUCUGUGUAUGAAAUUUUUAUUUUAGUGCUCAUCAAAACUAGGAUCUAAACAAAAAAAUACCAUCGCAUCUACAAAUCACUUUCACAAACCUGCUAGGCUUUUCUCUAUGAAUCUAUACUAAUGAAUAAUUUUGCAAGUCAUAAGUAAAAAGAAAAAAAAUGUAUCACAAUCAACAAUUGCAAAUGAAACAAGUAAACAUACAUAUAUUACUACCAUAAUUAUUAUGUCAGCAUUAAUAACUUAAUACUUUCUAACAGAGUUUACUGUACCAGUGAGUAAUGAAGAAACCACAAAAAUGUUCAUCAAAGCAGCUUUGUUUACAACCUCUGUGACGUAAGCUUUAGUUUUCAUGCUAACAAUCAGAUUCUGGCAAAAUACAUGUUUAUUUGGUUCACUACUGAACAAUGGAAGAUUGUGACAGAAUAUCUGGCUAUCCACUGUGGACAGCUUUUCUCAUGCUACAGAAUGAUCCAGUUCAGCGCAGAAUUUUCGGUUUUAUUUUGGAUAAACACUGGUGCCUGUUCCGCUUCUGCUCCCUCUGGUGAUGGGAGGAUAAAACUCAUAAACAUCAUAAAUGCCCCAAACCAUCAUCACAGACAAUCCUCAGAGUACCGUGGUCCCCAUAGAGAGGAAAGAACUUCAUCUUACUGCUUCUGACUAAUACUUACAAUUUUAGCAUGUGUGCAUUUUGUCGAACCUCAUAUGAGCAUUAUGCUGCACCGUUACGCAACAACAUUCGUUUGUGUCUCAUUUAACGAUUCCAAAGCCGCCUGAAUAUAUGAAAUAAACAAGUUACAUUGGCGUAAAUAUGAGGAGAAGUUACUAACUCAUAGUUUCUGUAAAACUGUUACAACAGUUUAUUAGAAAGGUUUACGAAGUAAAUAUAUCCACAUGAAGCCCUUCUGGAACAGACUUGCAUUAAUCCAUCCUCAAAGAAAACCUCAACAAAACAUCUUACAAAUAGAGUACACGGCAAAAGUGAUUAAUGUGAUUCCAGGAGAGAGCAGGUCACUGAAAACAAAUCUUAAAACCAGCAAGUUAUACAGUCACCAAAUAUUUAAUUAUUGUGUCCAAUUCAUCAAAAAAUGAUAUCAACUUUUUUUUUGAGUCAGCAAAGGAAUAUAUAAUAAAACAAGUCUAAUAGUGGCUUUAUGAUGAAGUAACAUGUUUAGAGUUAAAUAAGACAUUCAAAGGGCCAAAUAGUUUUUUUUUUGCUUGUUUGCUGUUGUCUCUUUGCUUAGAGUUUAGCAUAAAGUUCUUAUUUUGAGUGAAACGACCCAUUAACUGGCAGUCAUAAUUCUGAACCUGGCCAGUGUCUCUAAGGGUUCUUGUAUUUGUCACCUCUUGUGUAAUAGAAGAACAGAGACAAUUUGAGCAUCAACUUUCAUCAGAAAUGCUAAAUUACCCUCUGUGACGUAAUAGUUUCACGAAUUAGGGUUUAUAAGUAUAAGCACAGGACAGUGAGUCGCAGAACGAAGCAUUUACAUGUUUGAGUUAAUGGAUGUAUUUUUAUUCAUCAUUUUGCUAGAAUGAUAUGUAGGGUAUAAAUAUAAGAAUGCAGUAACCAAAGCACAUGAUAAGUGUUUUGUUUAAUAUUUCUUGGACAGCAGUGGCUUCUCCACGCUGGACCACAUCAUAACUUGGCCAUAAUCCCAUAAUACAGUGGUUAUCUUCUCGUAGGUCCAAGGUACUUUACACACACUAAAUUUUCUUUCAACUUUUAAAGUAUGUAAACAAAAAAUUGAAACAAGAUCCAAUCACUUGUAUUAAUAAUAGAAAACAAGUGUUGACCUCUUCUAAAAAAUAAGAGAACAUAUUGAUUGUUAAGAUUUAUUUCUUUAUAAUUUGAUUUUAAUGCACAUACAUAAGAUGAAUAAAUAUUUUUGAAAUUUAAUAAUUCCCUUUAAAGCAUCUAUUGCUCAGAACAUUAUACUUUCUGCAGUUCUGCUCCUCAUACAGUAGUCCUUACACUUAAGUAUAGUAGUCCCAUAACAGUUAGUGACCCUAUCUGAGUUAGGCUAUCUGCAUAGAUGGCCAGUCUGCAGAGUGCUGCUUAACGAAUAUGGUAUUUGUAGUUUGUCAACUGUAGAUUUAAAAUAGUAUAACCUUAAUAAGUUGGUGAUAAGUGCCGCUAUUUUCGUUUCUAUGCCAUGAGCAUCCAUGGCUUUUGCAACAGGAAUUAUUUUUGCUGUUGGAUUUUUCUUUCUUGCUAACAGAAAAAAAUGUAAAAGCUUUAUUUUAACAAACUGACUAUCAGUGCACAGCAACAGGUGGGAGAGUGUCAGUACUGUGAUGUCCCGUAUUUAAAGGAUUGGGCACCGAACAUUACAAGAAUGUUCCCUUUAGGUUGUAAUUAUUAUUCUAGUCAUAGCAGUAAAAUGAUAGCAACUGUUGAUGCUAAGUAGAUGUUGCGUGUAGUUAAAAAAAUAACAAAAACAAAAAAACACGCAGAACUGCAUGUUGGAGCAUGCCUGGAUCAAAAAAUAGGGAAUUCUUGCCAAACUGUGCAGUCACCAAAAUCCCCACUUCAUCUUAUCACAAGUUAACAUAAGAAAAUGUUGUGUUAAAAGCCUUUAAGAAACAAAUAUCUAUUUUACUUUUUGGUAUACAGACGGCAUGAGGUCACUCCUCUGCAGCAGGGAGGUUUGACCCACUGAACACAUCCAAAUCCUCAACAAUUGAAAGCCACAAGCAUAAAUAAAUCCAUCUACACAAAUACUUACAUGCUCAGAGCCACUUUGAUACUACAAGAUUGUAGACUGGCCUUUCCAGGAAACAAUAGCGCACUUUAAAUAAAGCUAAAAGCAACUUUGUGAAAGGUUAUAAAUUAUGUUCAUAGUUUACUUUUCCCAAAGUAAUAUUUUGAUUUAAUAUUUUUGAAUUCUUUAUUUGUGCCUGUCUUUUACUCUCCUCUAUGACAGUGCCCCUCUUGCUUUCAAUAGAAGCAAUAAGGCAGACAUCAGAUUAUGCAAUAACCUGUUGUAAGGCACUUUACUGAUGCGUCUGGGCAGGUAGGCGGCUCUGUCUGGCACAUCUAAUUGUACCCAUGUAUAUAUCUGUACCACACAAAUGCAUUUUGAACUAAUGUACUGAUAUUCAAACAACUUGACCGAUUUGAGCUAGAUAACAGAAACUGUAUUUUCAUGCCAGCUGUCAAUGGAAUGCACUGUGCAGAUCGAAAAUCAAUAGUUAUCCUUAAAAACCAUGAAAUGUAGUAAUAGUUUUUGUCCUUGGAAUUGGCAUAAAUUAAGAUUUAUUGGACUGUGUUACAUGCACAGCUGGCAUGUAAAUGGAGUCAAAAGAGCUGACUGAAAUCUGAUGGCAUUUUGGUGCUUACAUGCUGUAACACCACACAAAGCAACCAAUGUCCUGCUCUUGAUGUUAAAAAUGGAUUGCAAGUCUCUUUCAUUUACCAGCAACCCAUCUUGCUGAUGUAGUUAGCAUUCUUACUAUCCAGCUCAGUCUCGUAGUAUGUCAUUUAAACUGUUGAGAAGAUCCUGUUUGGCAACGUGCAAUGCUGUAUAUUAAGAGGACUUUGGGGGUGUUGUGAAUGUCUUGAGGAGACAGAUGUGUUCACUUGAAUACCAGCUGCUCUCCUGAAUUGUUUUAGACAAUCAGAUUUCAUUCAGCGAACGCCUGCAACACAGGCACUUCAAACACAUCAAACGCAAAAGAGUAAAACAAAAAUUGGUUUGAACUGCAACUCGCUUGGUAAUUUUAGGUGCACUCUGUCUUUAAAGUGAAAUUACUUUGCUUGGCGUGAAUGGAAACGGGAAUGAUUUAUGUAUUCCCAGAACUAAAGUGGUGAUUAGUUGGAAUGUAGGAACAGUGUUGUAAGUAACAGUGUCCUUAAUAUGCUUUAUAAUGUGAAUGUUAUGGAUGUAGGGAUGUUCUGCUGACACACAUGCGAACAUUCAGGCACAAAUGUAAAAGCCUUUCUUUGCAGAACCCUUGACAAAAAAAGGUGCAUUUCUACAUUCAACGUCUUCCUGCUGCUGAAAGCAAUAUUGGGGAGGUGAUGUGUUUAUUAGUAUUAAUUUACCCAAUAUAUCUGACCCUCUCAUUAGCAAUAAGGAUACAGUACAUGGCUUUCCCAAAAAAAGACUGUUGAUCUAUAUUUUCUGUAAGGGUUUCUGCAGGUUAAAUUUAAAACUUUUACUGCCUUUCAAUGAUCACUAUGACGUCCAUUUAAGACCUUACAUGGAUUAAAAAAAAACAGGUUAAUAUUAAAACACAACCCUAACUUUACUUUAGGCAUUUAAGUAAGUGAAAUAUAAUAUUUUUUAAGAUGGACCUCUUCAAAUAUAGAGUCUUACACAAUCACAUUUCUCUGGCUGGUUUGCAGGAAUGACUAAAUGCCAGCAUAUCAUUUCCUUUUGACGUGGCUGUCCUGCAUCAUGACCCUUUUGGUAUCAUCAAAGAAAGAAAUAAAGAUCAGGUGGAAAACACAAUGCAUGUACACAUUUAAAAUGGGACUAAUACAAAUGUAGGGCAUUUGUAUUAGCCCUACAUUUCUAAGACUAUAAAGGAUCAAAAUACAGAUUCUUGAAUUUAACACUUUUUGUGACCUGCAGAAACCCUGUGAUCUUUAACUAACUAGUGUCAUUUCUUAAAUGAAGGCCAUUAACUCUGACAAAUCAGAGAAAAUUUGACAAAAGUCUGCCAAUUAAGCCAGGCCUUUUUGUUAUGUACUCGAAGACGUUUAUGAGUGAUGCUUUGAUUAAGCAAGACAAAAUUAUGCUUCUUGCUUUAAAACUAGUUUUGACUGAUGAAGAGGUGGAAUUUUUUCAAGCAAAGCUGGGAUUUUUUUUUCUUUUUUUAUCUUGUUUGUAUUAUUGUUGGUAUUUUGAUGUGUUUUUCUCUUCCUCAGAGAAAUACCUGUGCUGAAGAUAGCAUAACCCUUGAGGUCAGCGACCUGCUCAUACUGACUGUUCCAGUCCAGAUAGUAUGUGGUCUAAACUUGACUUCUGCAGUUGCAUAAUAUAGCCCAGCAUACAGAUGAUUGCCACCUAGUGGCAGAUGAAUGCAUAACAUAUCUCUCCUGUAUGGCAAGCCAAUGUAAUAUGCAAGAUGCAUUUAAUGUAUCUGACUUUGCAAAAUUAGGAUUGCAGCAUGUAAGAAAGCUGUCAUUUAUAGUGCAAGCGCAAAUAUCUGUUUAAUCAUCUAUAAGAUAUCAUCACUGACUACUUCCACCACAGUGCACAGCUAUAUACAGUGUUGCAUUUAUUGCUAUUGCUUUGUGUGAUGAUUCAAGUUAGAGCGAAAAAAAAAAACAUCACUUUUUGUUUGGUGCCAAAUUAAAGGGAUAUUUAUAUAUAAUAAGAUAAAAAGAAUAAUGUGUAAGUUUACAGAAAAUCCACUGACAGGUACAGGCAUCAGUUUGUGUGAAUUGGCAAACCACUGACAUAUGACAGCUAAGAGUGAGAAACAAGAAUUUGUAUACAGCUUGGAGUCACUGCAACAACCAAGCAUUAUAGGUUCUGAGUGAUCACUGUAAUUCCUUAGAGUUAGUAUUGCUCUUACUGCCAGAGCAGCUGAAACUCGUACUGCCAGUCCAAGAGUCUCACGUCUGCUGUUGUUACAUCACUGUUACUAUAACACAACUUGGAAACUACUCUUACUCGGUUAAAAACCCACUGUAAUACCAUCAGCUUCCGGAUUGUAUUACAAAGAUUGCUCAGAACAAGCUGCUGCAGUUUGAGCAGGAGAAAGUCUCACUGCCAAGCCAAAAGUCCGACGUCUAUUCUCUGCCUCCCACAUUCCACUCCAGAGCUGAAACAGUUACUUGGUUAAUCCACUGGUCGAUUGGCGGAAAAAUAUAAACUGCCAAAUUUUGUAAUUUGUGUUAUAAGACUUUUAGAAAAUUAUUAGUCAAGUUCUGUGAAAGGAUUUAGUAAUGUCACUUUUAUUUCUGACUUUUACCACAAAAAGUAGUUUUUUAUUAUAUAAAGGUGGACAUGUUCAAUAAGUUUUAUUUUGAGUAAUUGUAAUUGGCAUUUGAGCCUAUAAGACAACUAGCAGGUAAAUCAAUACUAUAAUAGUUGUAAGUUGAAGCUCUAUCUGAUGAAGAUCAAAUGAUGAAAUCAGUGAUCUAAUUUUGAUUCAAACCAUAAAAACAGUUUAUUUAACAAUUACUCUACAAGGAUAAUAAAUGGAAUAAAAAUAUCUUAAUCUUUAUAAAAAAACUGAGAAAUACACAGACCAAGGCAAGCUACUGCGAUGUAUAAAAAUCAAGCACAGACUCAAACUGACCAAUUCCCCGUUUCUCAAAGCAGCUCUAAAUUUUGCAUGACUUCAAUAUAUUUUACAUAUCCAUAUGACUAAAUGUAGAGAACAGUCUCACAUCUUCACUGUAUAUUGUAGACAACAGGAAACCAAACACCUUGUAAAAAGUAUAGAACUUAGGUGUCUAGCUUGAAAAUUGCUCAUAUUCAAUUUAACACGCAUAAGCAAAGCAAAUCUGCAACCCUGUACUCUUGGGUCAACUUUCCUAUGAAUGUUCAGCUAUUUGUCUUUGUGAUCAUGUUGCUCAUGCUCCCUUCAUGACUAUGCACCUCAGCCUUUUGAUUUAAAAACAGUACAAAGUGAAAAUGAUUAUAAAAAUUAAACAUGACAAUAAAUCUUUCCAAAGUGAA
Messenger RNA from Fundulus heteroclitus (mummichog), 8421 nucleotides. It is a transcript of the gene scn4ba, whose product is annotated as sodium channel, voltage-gated, type IV, beta a. The transcript has 5 exons. Gene Ontology annotation, cellular component: membrane; voltage-gated sodium channel complex. NCBI's taxonomy places the organism in Eukaryota, Metazoa, Chordata, Actinopteri, Cyprinodontiformes, Fundulidae. Gene Ontology annotation, biological process: regulation of sodium ion transmembrane transporter activity; cardiac muscle cell action potential involved in contraction; regulation of ventricular cardiac muscle cell membrane repolarization. The coding region runs from base 135 to 836 and encodes 233 amino acids. The record is from RefSeq and is a predicted model, not a curated record. Gene Ontology annotation, molecular function: transmembrane transporter binding; sodium channel regulator activity.